UAUUUCAAUUUUCAGGUGUGGUCGCUCAUGGAUGCCGAAUCACUGGUUCUUUUUCGCUGAAAUCCUGUUUCCUCUCUCAAAUCUCCACCCAUAUUAUCGUCUCAUCUGUAUUUCAGCAAUCGCCGCCGACCAGUUCAUACCCCUUCCGCGUCUUCUAUUAGGUUUGGUUAAGAAGGUUUGGUAAUGGCAACAGCUUCAUAUCCGCCUCCACCACCUUACUACCGUCUCUACAAGGAUUACUUAGAAAACCCCAAAUCAGCUUCUGAGCCUCCUCCUGCUAUUGAAGGCACCUAUGUUUGCUUUGGGGCCAAUUACACUACUGAUGAUGUGUUACCAACCUUGGAAGAGCAGGGAGUGCGUCAGUUGUAUUCUAAAGGACCCAAUAUUGAUUUCAAGAAAGAACUGAGGUCACUUAACAGAGAACUGCAGCUGCAUAUUUUGGAGCUUGCUGAUGUUCUUGUUGAAAGACCGUCACAAUAUGCUAGAAGAGUGGAAGAGAUAUCCCUUAUAUUCAAGAAUUUGCAUCACCUCCUUAAUUCAUUGCGUCCCCAUCAGGCUAGAGCAACACUAAUUCACAUACUCGAGCUUCAGAUACAACGUCGUAAACAGGCUGUGGAGGAUAUUAAGAGGAGGAGAGAAGAAGCACAGAAGCUUCACAAGGAGUCCCUUGGUACCUUAGAUGGGCACUACUAGCCCCCUUAAUCUUGGUGUGAAUCCCAUCCUGUGGAGAUUUGGGAGGAAAAACUUUGCAGCUGCAAGCCUGCAACCAAGCAUUCAAAUACAUUAAUUAAUGUUCUAGUAUUUAAUUGAAGCAUGUAUAUCCAUACGGGAGAAUUAAUGGUCGGCUUAUUCGUGUUUCCCACCUUCGGACCACCAUGAGAAUUUUCAAUCGUGGGAUUUCAGCCGUGGGCUGGGACAAGAAAACUCGCAUAAAAGGAGGAAAAAAAUAACACUAGCGAGGUCCUUCAUUGUUGGG
This is a messenger RNA of Tripterygium wilfordii, 976 nucleotides long. Its product is annotated as mediator of RNA polymerase II transcription subunit 7a-like. Gene Ontology annotation, molecular function: transcription coregulator activity. Gene Ontology annotation, cellular component: core mediator complex; mediator complex. The transcript is spliced from 6 exons. Gene Ontology annotation, biological process: regulation of transcription by RNA polymerase II. Bases 184 to 693 code for a protein of 169 amino acids. The record is from RefSeq and is a predicted model, not a curated record. Lineage: Eukaryota; Viridiplantae; Streptophyta; Magnoliopsida; Celastrales; Celastraceae.